This is a messenger RNA of Serinus canaria (Common canary), 1326 nucleotides long. RefSeq names its product coiled-coil domain-containing protein 1-like. The record is from RefSeq and is a predicted model, not a curated record. Bases 1 to 1269 code for a protein of 422 amino acids. The transcript is spliced from 8 exons. NCBI's taxonomy places the organism in Eukaryota, Metazoa, Chordata, Aves, Passeriformes, Fringillidae.
AUGGCGCUCUGGAACCCCACGGGUGGGCACAGCAGACACCCGUUAGCUGGGCAUGGAAUGUUGCCACCGGUUGCCAGGGGCACUCCUGCUCCCAAGGUUCUGUUGGCACGGAGUCUGUUGAGCCAGUUGACGGAUUCUCUGCUGCGCAGCAGACGCGGAGCAUCCGUCUUCUCCAUCCCGGGUGGGAACAGAGAGCGAUUUGCGGACAUUUGCGAGCCAGACUCUGCACUGACUGUCCAGCGUCAGCGGAAGCGGCCUGGAGGAGCACUUGGUUCCAGACCAGCUCGGAAGCGGAGCAGGCUGCUGCCCUCCAGCGCAGGUGGAACUUCGCGGACAGAGCCAAUAGACCUCGAGGAAAGUGGUGCACCUGCCUUUGAGCCUGAAAUCAUUGAUCUCACUGGUGAAGACAUCAUAGAUCUCACAGGUGACGACGUGAUAGAUCUCACUGGUGAAGACAUCAUAGAUCUCACAGGUGACGACGUGAUAGAUCUCACAGGUGAUGAAGUGAUAGAUCUCACAGAUGACGACAUCAUAGAUCUCACAGGUGAAGAUGUGAUAGAUCUCACAGAUGAAGAUACCAUAGAUCUCACUGGUGACGAAGUGAUAGAUCUCACAGGUGACGACGUGAUAGAUCUCACUGGUGACGAAGUGAUAGACCUCACAGGUGACGAUGUGAUAGAUCUCACUGGUGAAGAUGUGAUAGAUCUCACUGGUGACGACGUGAUAGAUCUCACAGGUGAUGAAGUGAUAGAUCUCACAGGUGACGACAUCAUAGAUCUCACAAGAGAAGAAGUUAUAGAUCUCACAGAUGAAGAUGUGAUAGAUCUCACAGGAGAAGAAGUUAUAGAUCUCACAGGUGAAGACGUGAUAGAUCUCACAGGUGAAUCUUCUGAGCCUGAAGUCAUUACUAUCAGUGAUGAUGAGUCUCCUGUGGACAGGGAGCAGAGCCAGCAGCAGCCACAUCUUUCCAGAGCAUCAGAGGAUUCUGUUGAGCCACUGGCAAGGAAUGAUGAAGAGGAACCAAUAGAAGAUGAUGAUGAUUGGCUGCGAUUUAAUUUUGAACGUCCAUUUUGGUCAGAUGAGGACUCAGUGGACAGGGAGCAGAACCAGCAGCACUCACGUCUUUCCAGAUCAACAGAGAAUUCCCCUGGUCCAGUGGCAACUCGUGACGAAGAGGAGCCAAGAGAUAGUGAUGGUUCUAUUAACUCUGAUGAAUGGCCAGACCGUUUUGAGAGUCCUCCGACAUGGCGGGAUGACAUUACAGAUUGAACCACUAAGAAGUUUGGUUAGUCCUCCAAAUUGGGAGGAUGACAAUGCAGAGGUGAG